This is a messenger RNA of Ciona intestinalis (vase tunicate), 2145 nucleotides long. Lineage: Eukaryota; Metazoa; Chordata; Ascidiacea; Phlebobranchia; Cionidae. The record is from RefSeq and is a predicted model, not a curated record.
CACAAUACCCAUUAUGACGUAUGCAUUACACAGGUUGUCAUGGAGACCGUGGGAAAUAAUAUGGCUACCGUGGGAAAUGAUAGUAUAAACCCGGAAGCUAACUUUUUGGCUGAGGAUCAGGUCGCUUACAUCACUAAGUUACGUCAUGAUGACGUAGAACGUAUGCGGACUGAGGUUGGGGGGUGGAUAUCUGAAGUUUUGGGAAAGGAAGUGACGUCACAAAACAUAUUAUCGGAGCUUCGAAGCGGAGUGACGUUGCUAUAUGUAGCGCGAUCACUAGAAUUGCUACGUCAUCAAGAAGACAAUUGUUACGACAAAGAUAUCGAAGCCGAGUUACGUCACUUGACACCUGAUGACGUAUUAUUCGGUCAUAACCCGGCACAAAUGGUUGCCAGGCAACGAACCAACAUAUCGAAGUUUCUUGAAUGGUGUCGCGACAUCGGUGUGAGGAAGAUCACAUUGUUUGAAUCCGAGGAUCUCGCUUCUGAGAAGAACGAACGUCAAGUCCUCACUUGUAUUUUAAAUAUCGCCAAGAUAGCUGCGAGGUAUUGGGUCACGCCACCAGAGAGCGUAAGAGAGGAAAUUAAGCAAGAGGAGUCACGAAGGAUGCGGAAACGGGAUGGCGGUCUCCUCCCCAAAAGUGGCGGUCUCCUCCCCAAGAAACCCACUACCGCCACCACACGGACGAUGGGAACUUCAUUUACAAAAGUUUUCGCGAAAAUUAAGGGCGAUCGUCACGAAGCUACGAUUGACGUCACAAACUACGAUUCAACGCAACUUCAUGAAGAGGUUGUCGUCAUCGAAUCGAUUCCAGAAGCCACAGAAGUUUUUGAAACCAGAAGUGAGAUCAUUACCCACGAGGUUGGGGACAUGGUCAUUAUCGAUACGCUUGAGUUAACACAGAACGACAACGUCAUAGAACAUGACGUCAUCAACCCUGACAAAGAAGACUUUACCACCAAAUCUUCCACCGGCACGAGCAACAGUAACACAACCAGCGAGAACGAAUAUUUCACUACCUAUGACGUCAAUCAUGACGUCACACAGCACUCUGAUGACGUAGGAUCGCUGUUGUACCACACCGCCUAUAUGGAUGACGUACAUGAUGACGUAAAUGAUGAUGACGUAACCCCAGGAAGUAAGAGCGCCCCCGUGUGGAGCGGAUACAUGGAUGACGUCACCGAAGAGCAACGGGAAUCCCCAGAUAUGAAACCGAACGUUUUCCACGAAACACCGAUCAAGACGACCAACCAAACAUUUGACGAAGAUGAAAUUAUGAUAAACUAUCCUCCUCUUAGAUCGCUCCUCUCAUCCACUCCUUCCUCCUCCUCCUCUCACUCCUCCAACCUCUCCCACUCCAGCCCCGCCCCCACCACGCCCCCCAUUCCGCCCCGAAUCUUUAUAACACCGCUAGCAUCCAGAAGAUCCUCGUCAUCCAGGAGCAGAAAAUCAUCAUUAUCAGGAGCCAGGAAGCUUCCCAAUACGUCAUCAAUCCAUGACGUCACAACCACGACGUCACUCGGGCUAGUACAAGUUGUCGACGAAAAGAAAAUCUUUACUGGGGAGGAAGCCCGCCAUUUUGGGGAGGAGCCCGCUGUUUUAGAAGUCCGCAGCGAGAACGUUCAAGUCAGGAGAUCCAGCAUUGAAUCCAUCGACUCCAGGGCGACGCCUAACGGAUCCUCACCGAUCAUUCUCGACCCGAAACUCCUUCGCGAAAGGUCGCCCGACACCGAUAUCGAGAUAGGGGUUUUUACCGAACCCGUGAAACGUCAGAGUUCGUUCAAACAAAUUGUGGCGGCGGCGGAUGAAUAUAUGAUGCCGAUAUUGGUUACCUCCGCGCUCAUCUUGAUCGGUAUCGGUGGUGUCGUUGCCAUGGCACUGGUGUUCCCACUCACGUAAUUCACAACCGCUAGACGGCGUAGAUGAGCUCCGAUCCAAGAGGAAGUGGCGUGCACCAAGAUGAGGAUGAGAAGAUGACAUCAGAGAGGAUGACGUCGGAAAUAAUGACGUCAGAUAUAUUGACGUCAUAACUGCCCAAUACCAUUAAUCUUUUGUUCCCUAACAAUCACCCGUUGGUUAAUCGCUUUGUUCAUUGUUUUCGCACUAAUAAAUAUUAUGACGUAACAGCAGUUAUGUUAUAUGAAA